GACCUGCUGACGUCCCCCCUGGAGUGUUGGAGGUCCUGAGCGAUGGCGAUGAAGCUGGACGUGAAGCUUCAGCUGCUGACCUUCACCUCGGUGGUUUUAAACUUCAUCUUCCUGGUCGUGGGUCUGAGCGUGCUCCUCUGUGGAGUCUGGAUCCUGUUUGACAGAGGGACCCUGCUGACCCCCCAGCCCUCAGCUCAGCUGCAGACCGUGGGGGUGGGGCUGUUGGUGAUAGGGGGCGUGGUGGUCGUGGUCAGCGUGAUUGGCUGCGUCUCUGCUGUGACAGGGAACAGAGUCCUGCUGCUGACGUUCCUGGGCUUCCUCAUCGUCCUCAUCCUCGGUCAGUUCUUCAUCCUUCUGCUGCUGCUCCUCAACAGAGGCGUGAUCGAGGUCAAAGUGUUGGAAACGCUGGAUCACAUGAUCAUAAACUACAGCGGACAUGAACGCAUCGAGGACGCGCUGAUGGACAACAUCCAGCACUACGAGAUGUGCUGUGGCAGCAUGAACUCCUCUGAUUGGCUGGAGAACCGGUACAUCCAGAACCAGUCAGAUCCAGAUUUACUUCCUUGUUCCUGUCUUAACGUCACUCGUCUCUCCGUGAACAAGUGGUGCGACAAAAAUCAGCCAAACGUCAGCGUCCAUGCAGAGGGCUGCAAAGACAAGACUAUUAGUUGGCUGGAUACGAACAUCAUAACCAUCGUGGUGAUGGACGCCGGUCUCAUGUUCAUCCAGGUGAUCCUGUGUGUCCUCAUGGCGUACCUGUACCGCACCAUGCUCAGAAAAAACGCCCUGAAAACAGGUCCUCUGGUGGACGCUGACCACACCCCCCUGGACCACGCCUCCGAGGACGACCUGACCAACGGGGAGCAGAACUACAGUUACAUAGAUCCUGAUGAUGAGGGCUAUGUAGACCCCGCCCACCUAGGACGACUCCAUGAUUACUGACGCCUUUGAGAACCCGCCCACUAAUAGGAGGAGUCAAUUCAGAAAUAAUCAAUAACAAUCAAACAUCAGAGGUUAAAAUAUGUGGAACUAGAGUGUCUGAGACCUUCAGGACGUUUUUAGAUCCACUCUCCUCUGGUCUGCUUUCACAUCAGGAACGUGGUUCUGUUAGAGCUGGGGUUCUCAACCUUUUCAGCCCGCGACCCCCAAAAUAAAGGUGCCAGAGACCGGGGACCCCCACUGGACCUGAAGGUGGCUGAGCACAGCCAGGAACAUUGUAGAACAGUCAUGUGGA
Messenger RNA from Cheilinus undulatus (humphead wrasse), 1234 nucleotides. RefSeq names its product CD82 antigen. Bases 43 to 942 code for a protein of 299 amino acids. NCBI's taxonomy places the organism in Eukaryota, Metazoa, Chordata, Actinopteri, Labriformes, Labridae. The transcript is spliced from 8 exons. Gene Ontology annotation, cellular component: membrane. The record is from RefSeq and is a predicted model, not a curated record.